GCGGCUUGGAGGCCAUGCGCGCUUCCGUGCGCGUUCGCGGAGGCCACGAUGGGCGAUGGCUACUGACUUUUGGGUCAGCUCGCACAAUACCAGGUGGAAUGUGGACAGGGCUGCGCUCAGGCAGGCGCGUGCCGAGGACAUCCACUAUGUCGACCACCCUGAGCACCUCGACUUCCUCGCCCUCUUCUUUGCUGGUCUCAUCGCAAGGCUAGGCAAGAAGCUAUCCCUCAGACAGCGGGUGAUCGCGACCGCGACCGUCUUCUUCCGCCGCUUCUACCUCAAGAACUCGUACUGCGACACCGACCCGUUCAUUGUCAUCGCCGCGUGCUGCUACGUCGCUGCGAAGGCGGAGGAGUCGCCCGUGCACAUCAAGAACGUCGUCUCCGAGGCCCGCGGCCUCUUCAGCAAGUAUGGCAUAAAGACGUUCCCCUCGGACAACUCCAAGCUGGCGGAGAUGGAGUUCUACCUCGUCGAUGACCUGGAAUGCGACCUCACCGUCUUCCACCCGUACCGCACCCUCAUGACCCUGUGCUGGAAGGAGGGCAGUGACAGCAUCAGCGAUGCCGAGGCGGGCGAGCUGGGUGCGGGCAUCGACAACGGGCAGCGGUACUGGGGCACAGGCGAGGGCAGGCUCGAGAUGCACGAGGGUGCCCUGCAGAUGGCAUGGUUCAUCAUCAACGACACGUACCGCUCUGAGCUCUGUCUCAUCUACCCACCGCAUCUCAUCGCUGUCACCGCGAUCUACAUGGCCUGCGCCAUCCACCAAGAGACGCGCGGCGACGUCGAGAAGCAGUCCCAGCUGCCGCACGCUUUUGGCGGCGCACAGGGCGGCAUGGGUACGACGCGGCGCUCGUCCCGGACUACGACGAGCCCGCUCAAGCGGGCGCAGCCCCAAGAUAUCGUCGGCUUCCUCGCGGGCCUCAACGUCAACAUGGCCCUCGUCGCAACCAUCGCGCAGGAGAUCGUCGCGCUGUACGCGCUCUGGGACCGCUGGAAGGAGGACGGCACUGUGGACUCGGCGCGUGCGAGCUUGAAGCGCAGCGCGAGCGGCGCCAUCAUGGGUGCGACGCCGAUGGGCAACAGCCCCAUUGGCACGCCGGCCACUGGGGACCACGGGCACGGAGACCAACAUCCUGAGAUUGUCACCCCGGCCUUUCUCAUCCAGCUGCUGUGGAGGAUGAGAGAGGCACGGUUGGCGGAUCUGAGUGCUCAUCCGACCCCUGGCAGGCCGGUGGUGGUCAAUAAGAUGCUGGAACGGGCGCAGGCAGCAGGGUAACCUCGUUAUUUCUUGUGAUACAUGUUUUGAACGCUGUAGAUGGGGCCGAUAGGACAAUUCAUAACUUAGCAGCGUUGGGCAGCUGGCCUCGGCGAUCUC
Rhodofomes roseus is the source of this 1375-nucleotide messenger RNA. Its product is annotated as cyclin-like protein. The record is from RefSeq and is a predicted model, not a curated record. Bases 56 to 1276 code for a protein of 406 amino acids. Gene Ontology annotation, molecular function: cyclin-dependent protein serine/threonine kinase regulator activity. Gene Ontology annotation, cellular component: nucleus; mediator complex. Gene Ontology annotation, biological process: positive regulation of transcription by RNA polymerase II. The transcript has 5 exons. NCBI's taxonomy places the organism in Eukaryota, Fungi, Basidiomycota, Agaricomycetes, Polyporales, Fomitopsidaceae.